Linderina pennispora is the source of this 957-nucleotide messenger RNA. RefSeq lists its product as uncharacterized. NCBI's taxonomy places the organism in Eukaryota, Fungi, Kickxellomycota, Kickxellomycetes, Kickxellales, Kickxellaceae. The coding region runs from base 40 to 594 and encodes 184 amino acids. The record is from RefSeq and is a predicted model, not a curated record. The transcript has 2 exons.
AUACACUUGCUCGCAAUACCCUUUUUUUUUUUUUUGCAAAUGGCCAGCCGACGACCCGCACAAACGCCGCUCUCGCUCGACCUCGCUGCGCGCUCGCCCGACCCCAGUUCGCAGCACACGCUUUCACCGGCGCCGGCCACGCCGACAGCGCUCAAUCCGCACUGGGGGCUGGGGCAUAUGGGGGUUCCAGGCGGCCACGACCGGUCGGUGUCGCGGCGCAGCUCGGUGGUGAGCACGUCGUCGAGCUUCUUCGACCGCUCGUUCUUCGCCACGCCCGAGACGCGCAUCGUCGACCUGGGCAAGAAAACCACCCUCUCCUACGCCACCCUGAUGCUCAACCUCUACAACGACAUCUCGCUGGACCUGAAGACCGCCGCAGAGGCAAACCGCCGGAUUGGAAAGGCCGCCCUGGCCAAGCCCGAUCUGGACAGAACUCACGCCGACCUCGAUGAUAUGCAUGCCGCCGUCAGGGAGAUUCAUGAAACGCAAGAGUUCGCCAGCAUCAAGGACCUGCUCUGCCGCUCCCUGCAGGUCUACGAGCAGAUCAGGGAGACCCAGCCAUUGGCCUCCAGAGCCACUGGCGCCAUAAAUUAGCACUCUCCGCUGCACCCACCCUCACUAGCACCAUUCAGUUUUCUUCUGCUCACCUCUACCCUCCGGCUCCCCUUUCAAACCGCAUCUCCUCACUGCCUUCCUACCAUGCCUAGAAAUGCCGACCGAAACCUCCAGCCAGAGGCUGCCAAGUACGAGGACUGCAUGCCCUGCCGCCUCGUUGGCUUUGGCGCUAUGGCCGGCCUCUCUGGAUACACCAUGUAUGAGCGCUCGCGCUUGGAUCCGAUAAAGUUCGCCGCUCGCCGCAGGGGCAUGCUUGGUCUGGGCAUUGCGCUGUUCGGCGCUGGCUUCUACCGCCUCUUCAACUAGCAGAAUGUACCAGAGAUAAAAAUUCCAUAUUUUGCG